Taeniopygia guttata (zebra finch) is the source of this 2262-nucleotide messenger RNA. It is a transcript of the gene LYPD1, whose product is annotated as LY6/PLAUR domain containing 1. Gene Ontology annotation, molecular function: acetylcholine receptor inhibitor activity. Lineage: Eukaryota; Metazoa; Chordata; Aves; Passeriformes; Estrildidae. Gene Ontology annotation, biological process: acetylcholine receptor signaling pathway. The record is from RefSeq and is a predicted model, not a curated record.
AGUCUCGGCGCUCAACUCCGGCGAGGCUGGAGCGCGGCGCGGAGCUGGGCAGGGCGGGCUCCGCCGCCGGCUCCCGGGGCGCCGCUCCGCAGCGGAGGCGGCGGGCAAGCGGCACAAGUGCGCGGCGCCUCCGCUGCGUCUCCGCUUCUGAUGCCCCUUCGCGACUGCACGCCAGCCCGGCGGCUCCGGGAGGAUGCGGCUCUUCCUCCUCGCUGCAACUUUCUGCGGAUUGUGCCUGGCGCCAGGUUCGGGUUUGCAAAUACAGUGUUACCAGUGUGAGGAGUUCCAGCUAAAUAAUGACUGCUCCUCCCCAGAGUUCAUCGUGAAUUGUACAGUGAAUGUUCAAGAUAUGUGUCAGAAAGAAGUAAUGGAAAAAAGUUUUGGGAUCAUGUACCGCAAGUCCUGCGCCUCCUCGGCCGCGUGUCUGAUCGCCUCCGCCGGCUACCAGUCCUUCUGCUCUCCUGGCAAGGUGAACUCCGUCUGCAUCAGCUGCUGCAACACUCCCCUCUGCAAUGGACCCCGGCCCAAGAAGAGGGGCAAUUCUGCUGUGGUGCCGAGGGCACGCAUGAUAACCACUCUUCUGCUCCUUACGUUUGCUCUGUUGUUUUUGUACUGCUAAACUUCAAGCAAGUUGGUUUGGUGGGUUUUUUUUCCCCUGACACAAUUUGUCCUGCAUCCUUCUUUCUUCAGAGACGCUGCAAUUAUUUUCUGUUUGUUUCCAAAUCCCUGUCAAGAGCAAGGGAAGUUCAGUGGCUGUGUGAAGAAAAGGGGCUGAUAUUUUUUGUCAGCUAAUGAGUUCAGUUAGCAGAUUGGAUUUCCAGUGUGCACUUAAAAUUCCCAGCAGGAUACAGAACUCCUGUACCUUUUGCAUAACUGGAAACAAAUCCAUCUGAGUUACUCCUUUUGCAAUGUUGUCGCUUUCCUCAGUCAUUUCAAUGUCCAUGUUUUUAAGCUCAUUGCUAAGCAUUAACUUUGCCUUAUGAAGUCAUACUUGAUGUUCACAAAGGCCGUUCUGUGCGCCCUGACCGGGCUCUGAGCAGGUCUCGGGGGGCACCGCUUCCAGGCUGGGAUCUCCUGGCGCAGGACCCGGCUCCCGUGGGCUGCAGCUGGGCGUGGGCUCCUUCUGGAAGGUGCUCAGGAAAACUUUGGCGUUGCCCUUGGUGGAAGAGCCGCGCCUGGAGGAGGUGAAGAGCAGCGGGCGCAGGGAGCGGCUGCUCCGCGCCCCGGAGCUCUGGUUGGCCCUGAGGAACCUCUCCUUGUUGGCGUGCUGCAGGGUGAGGCGGCAGCACAGCACCUGCAGGAACACGCUGCGGAACUGCCGGGACGAGAUGUUGUACAGCAGCGGGUUCACCACCGAGCUGAGGUAGAAGAAGAUGUCGGCGAUGGGAAGGAGGGUGAUGUAGGCUUUGAAGUAGGGGACGGUCCAGUCCUGCUUUGGUUUAGCAGCAGCCAUGAUCCUUCUGACCUGGUUUGGCAUCCAGCAAACCGCCAGAGUGGCAACGAUCAGUCCUGCGGGCAGAGAGAGCAAGAAAGAGGUCUGUGUACGUGGGGGAAGACACAUGAAAUGCUAUCAGUUCUGCACUUACUUGUUAGGAAAUGGUACCAAUUUUUCAGUGUUUUGCUUGACAGCUUUUUCUGCCAGUAGCAUUUUUUGUUUGUUGUUUUCAAUAACUGUUGCAAGGUCACUGUGACACAUGCUCAGACAAAACACUGCAUAGCGUUUGGAUGGUGUUCCUUUGUACCUGUUGUCAUUUAUUGGUUCUCAAAGUGUUCUUUCUCUGAUCAUCUGUGUCUUUGAAAAGAAUACAGUUUUAUUUUGGUUUACAUUUCUUACAUUUCUUCUGUCUUUCCCUUUACUUUGAAAAACCAACACAGUAAAUAGAACCUAUAGCCAUAUUAGAUCAGGCAAUACCCAGAAGAGAUCAGAUUCUUGUUUGUACUUUACGAAAAAGAAAAUGUAUGCAUAAUAAUAUAUUUCGUGUUAUUUUUGGUAGAUUUCCUCUUACAGAAGCUAUUUUUAAGUAAAAUGUGUAUGGAUCUUUUUAUGGUAAUUAAGAUAUGUUGGGCUUUCUUAAAAAUCAAAUUCCAGUGGAAUUUAAUGAUGAAUGUAAAUGAGAAAAACCCAAGCCUAGUCAUGAAAGUGUAAGCAGUUUCAGAUUGUAAAUUACGCUUUAAAAUGUGGUAUCUGACCAUUUUGUAUUUAUAUGUAAAUAUAAAUACAUGUUGCUGCAUCACUAAUGGCAUUAAAAAGGGGUGGCCGAA